GUGAUUAGCUUUGUUCCCAAGUCAAGGGAGACACUGCAAAUGUUUUUUCGAUCGAGUACGAACACUAAGUGUGUAAGACGGUAGAGCCCGAGAAUUAUAUCGCCAUUGAAAUCGGAAAUCAGAGACCAAGAUGGUGGAGUUCGCCUUUGACAUUAAGCACCUCUUUCCGCAAUCGAUCAUCCGGGUGCAGGCGCAUUCGCUGCGUCCCAAGGUCACCCAAUGUAGACGAUACGCCCAAACGGAACGGGGAAAAUCGACGAUGACCAGUUGUCGGCUUAGCGAAAUCCUAAACAUCAUGGGCAAGUUGUCGGCAGACGCGCAGGGACUCUGCCAUGCAGUGACCUCCGCCGACAAGUUGGCUUCCGACCAGGUGGUCUAUCUAAUGGCGGACAAAGCAGCGGGACACUGGGAAAUCACCGGGUUGCUUAAGGUCGGCACCAAGGAUCUCUUUGUAUUCGACCAGGGGGGAUGCUACCGGCGGCUUAAUCAAACGCCAGCCAUUCUGGAUUUUUAUGUACACGAGAGCCGCCAGCGCUGCGGCCAGGGAAAGCUGCUAUUCGAAUGGAUGCUGGAGAAGCAGGGCUGGUCAGCGCACAAGUGCACUGUGGACCGACCGUCCAAUAAGAUGCUGGCCUUUAUGGCCAAACACUAUGGCCUGGUCCGCACCAUUCCGCAGGGUAACAAUUUUGUGCUCUACGAAGGUUUCUUCGACGAUCCCAUCACCACGUGCAAAUCUGCAAGCGGACUCCAGGCGACCGGCAGUGGCUGCCGCAGCCGGAGCCAGGGACAUUACGUGCGCCAGGAACAGGACCAGGCGCAGAUAAAACAUGGGCAGGCCAACAGGAACACUGUACAGAACGAUGCAAAUUCCGGACCCUUUAGGCAGGACCAGAAAAUCGUGGUAGGUACAUCGAUCUAUCGACGUCGCUGGAAAUCACCACGCACACUCGCCAGAGCGGGUUGCAGGGAGGUUUCCGGGGGCCGGAGAUUCUAACACUAGAGCACGGAUCAUUUCUACCAUCCCGUAUGCAGUCGCACUUAGUUCGUUUUCAUUCGUGGCACUCAUCGCUUACAAAAUUAGUAGUUCGGAUUAAAAAUUUUUAAAGUUAUUAAAUUUAUAUUGCACACU
Molecule: messenger RNA, 1129 nt
Organism: Drosophila melanogaster (fruit fly)
Lineage: Eukaryota; Metazoa; Arthropoda; Insecta; Diptera; Drosophilidae
Gene: lky
Product: leaky
Exons: 1
Coding region: 131-994 (287 amino acids)
Biological process (GO): neuron development; regulation of microtubule cytoskeleton organization
Cellular component (GO): microtubule; Flemming body
Molecular function (GO): tubulin N-acetyltransferase activity
Source: RefSeq, marked reviewed